AUGCGGCAGGAGAUUCUGUGCUCAGACCGGUUCAUCAAAAUCUCCGGAGCGGUGCAGCAGGCGGAGGCAGGACCUCACGGGGUUUAUGUGAUGGCCAAAACAGUCAGAGGAACGCAUCAUAAUUCCGACUGUGUGGGUGCCUUUGUUCAAAACGUGCCAGAAACGUGUGAACACAGCGACGAUACCCACACUGUGAAUGGCUUCCCCCUGGCCAAGAAGAGAAAGAGUCUAGACAGACAGACCCUGGAAACGUCCCCCAAGAGGAGCACCUACCUAGAUGACAUGGACAACUCCACGAUGGAGGAAUGCUACGAGACAGACGGGACCGAGGAGAUGGACGACAGGGAGGAAGAGGAGGAGGAGGGAGCCGUAGAGGAGGAGGAGGGGGAAGUGGAGGAGGAGGAGGAGGAGGUCGAGGGCUACAUGGACUACAACGUAGAGCAAAUGGAGCACGAAGAGGGGGAGGUGGACAGAGGCGCUGGGGAGGAGGAGGAGGAAGAAGAGGAGGUAGAGGUGGAGCAAGAAGAGGAGGAGGAGGGCGAUGAGGAACGGGUGGAGGAGGCGGAGGAGGAAGAGGAGGAGGAGGAGGAGGAGGAGGAAGCAGUAGAGGAAGUGGACUAUGAAGGGGGAGAGUCGGAUGAAGGAGAGCAGAGUCAAGGGCAAGAGGACGAUCAGAUGAGCAGCAGCGAGGGGGGCGAGGGCGACAGCAGAGGUGGCGGUGGCGCUGGCGCUGGCCACGCAAAAUCUGGCCAGACGACGGAGAAGGACAACAACAACAAUGAAGAGUACGAAAACUACGACGAGCUCGUGGCAAAGUCCCUCCUGAACCUGGGCAAGAUUGCAGAAGACGCCGCCAACCGGGCCCUGACGGAGUCCGAGGUGAACAGCAACUCCUCCAACAGUGCAGAGGAAGAGGAGGAUGAGGAAGAGGAGGAAGAGGAAGAUGAUGAUGAAGAAGAGGAGGAAGAAGAGGAAGAGGAGGAGGAAGAAGAGGGGGUUGAAGCACAGAGGGGAGCUCUAACUUUGGACGUUGACAGUGAUGUGGUUCGGGAGACAGUGGACUCCCUAAAGCUGCUGGCACAAGGUCACGGUGCGGUGUUGUCUGACAAUUUAGACGGACAGGAGUUUGAGGAUGGCGCUUUGAACGGGACUGACCGUACCCAUAAUGGGGGAAAUGCACACAAUGGUGGACAACUUAAGACCUCCAGCAAUGGACAAAUUGAAAACAGCGAUGAGGAAGUGUGUUUAAGCAGUUUGGAGUGCCUACGAAAUCAAUGCUUUGACCUAGCUCGGAAACUAAGCGAAACAAAGUCCACCGACCGAAACGGACCUUCCCAGCAAAACCAUUUCUUGUGCGGGGAUCCCAAUCAGCAGCUCCAGCACCACGGCUAUGGGGAUUUCCACCACGGCCAAGACGAUAGGCGGAACUAUUCCGACAUGGACAAUCUCUUGAAGUUGGAGGAGCAGCUGAGCCCGCGCUCCAAAGCUUUCGCCAGUUGCGCACAGGACGACCGGUAUCGCACCAGCCACCGGGACUUCGAUGAGGACACCGCCUCAGUCACGUCGGACCGAUCUGAAGAGGUGUUUGACAUGACAAAGGGCAACCUGUCGCUACUGGAGAAGGCCAUUGCACUAGAGUCGGAACGCGCCAAGGCAAUGCGAGAUAAAAUAGCGGCUGAGGCUGCCAGGAGAGAUGGGGUGAGGUAUAACCAUGACGAUCAUGGCCCACGGCAUGGCUACGGUGUUGAGCGUAAAGCCCGCCUUCAUGAUGGCAUGAAGAAGCCUUUUUAUCACAAAGAUGCUUCUCGUGCGGACAAGAAGGAAAGCCGCUGUCCGACGCCAGGCUGUGACGGCACUGGUCACGUGACUGGCUUGUACCCGCAUCAUCGGAGUCUAUCUGGCUGUCCGCACAAAGACAGGGUGCCGCCAGAAAUUGUGGCAAUGUAUGAGAAUGUUCUUAAGUGUCCUACGCCUGGCUGCACGGGACGCGGCCAUGUCAAUAGCAACAGAAACUCCCACAGAAGUUUGUCCGGAUGUCCCAUCGCUGCAGCCGAGAAGCUGGCCAAAGCCCAGGAGAAGCACCAGAGCUGUGACGGCCCCAAAUCCAACCAGUCCUCCGACAGAGUCUUAAGGCCUAUGUGCUUUGUCAAACAACUGGACUAUCCACAGUAUGGUUACAAGAACAAUGUCUCCACCAGCACGCCCCGCUCCAACCUGGCCAAGGAGCUGGAGAAGUACUCCAAGACCAGCUUCGACUACAGCGCCUUCGACGGCAGCAGCAACCACCAGGUGUACGGGAAGCGGGCCAUCGCGCCCAAGGUGCACGGGCAAAGGGACAGCUCGCCCAAAGGAUACGACGCCAAACGCUACUGUAAGAACUCCAGUUCGGCCAGCAGCACUACCAGCACCUACGCUCCCAGCAGCAGCAGCAGCAGCCUGAGCUGUGGUGGCGGCGGCGGCGGCGGAGGAGGGGGUGCGGGAGGCGGCGGGGGCAGCAGCGCCAGCAGCACCUGCAGCAAGAGCAGCUUCGACUACAGCCACGACAUGGAGGCCGCCCACAUGGCGGCCACGGCCAUCCUCAACCUGUCCACACGCUGCAGGGAGAUGCCUCACAGCAUGGGGGGGAAGCCGCAGGACCUGUGCUCGCAGAGUCCCGGUGUAGACGUGGACGAGAACGGCACGUUGGACCUGAGUAUGAGCAAGCGUCUGUGCGGCCGUGGAGGCGGAGCCGGAGGAGACUCUGUGCUCACCCCUCUGGAGCCGAUGUCCCCCCAGAGGCAAGCCGCCCUGCUGGGCUCCCGCUGCUACGGCAUGGGGGACGCCGCUGACUGCUGGGACCUGCCAGUAGACUACACCAAGAUCAAACACAUAGAUGAGGACGAGAAAGACGAGGACGACCUGGACCCCUUCCAGGACCUGCUGGACGACCGCUCCUACACCACCGACGUGAACAUGCCCAGCCCCAAGCCCAAGUACAUCCAGUGCAAGGAGAGCAAGAAGGACCUGAUAACAUGGCCCACACUGGGUUGUGAUGGAAGUGGUCACUUGAGCUAUUUCGCCUUUCACCGGAGUUCUGACUUACUUCUCUCCUGUCUCUCAGGUUGCCCUUUAGCUGAUAAAAGCAUUCGAAGUAUGCUGGCCAACAACGCGCAAGAGCUCAAGUGCCCGACACCAGGGUGCGAUGGUUCGGGACAUAUCACUGGCAACUACGCCUCACACAGAAGUCUCUCAGGGUGUCCGCGGGCCAGGAAAAGUGGGAUAAAGAUCAUACACAGUAAAGAGAACAAGGAGGACCAGGAGCCUAUCAGGUGUCCAGUCCCAGGUUGUGAUGGUCAGGGACAUGUGACCGGGAAGUACGCGUCCCACAGAAGUGCGUCCGGAUGCCCCAUAGCAGCCAAGAGGCAGAAGGACGGUUAUCUAAAUGGCAUCCAGUUCACGUGGAAGUCUGGCAAGACGGAGGGCAUGUCCUGCCCCACGCCGGGCUGCGACGGCUCGGGUCACGUCAGCGGCAGCUUCCUGACGCAUCGGAGUCUGUCGGGUUGUCCGCGUGCCACCUCCGCCAUGAGGAAAGCCAGGCUCUCCGGAGUGGAACUGCUCACAAUAAAGCAGCAACACGCCAGCAACGGGCUGGAGCACGAGGAGGAGAUCAAACAGCUGGACGAGGAAAUCAAAGACUUAAGUGAAUCCAAUACGCAGGUGGAGGCGGACAUGAUCAAACUGAGAACGCAGAUCACGACAAUGGAGUCCAACCUGAAGUCCGUAGAGGAGGAAAACAAGGUGAUUGAACAGCAAAAUGAAUCUCUCCUGCAUGAGAUGGCCAACCUCAGCCAGUCACUGAUUAACAGUUUAGCUAAUGUCCAGCUCCCUCAUAUGAAACCACUGGCACACAAAGAGCCUCCACUACGGAAUAACAGCUGCUUACAGAUGCACCAGCAAGAGCAAAUCAGCGAUCAGAACUUUGAAUCCUAUGUCACCACUUUAACGGAUAUGUACACAAAUCAAGAGCCGUACCAGAGCCAGGAAAACAAAACCCUGUUGGAAAACAUCAAGCAAGCCGUGCAAGGGAUCCAAGUGUAA
Molecule: messenger RNA, 4077 nt
Organism: Limanda limanda (common dab)
Lineage: Eukaryota; Metazoa; Chordata; Actinopteri; Pleuronectiformes; Pleuronectidae
Gene: myt1lb
Product: myelin transcription factor 1-like, b
Exons: 21
Coding region: 1-4077 (1358 amino acids)
Biological process (GO): regulation of transcription by RNA polymerase II
Cellular component (GO): nucleus
Molecular function (GO): DNA-binding transcription factor activity, RNA polymerase II-specific; RNA polymerase II cis-regulatory region sequence-specific DNA binding; zinc ion binding
Source: RefSeq, a predicted model, not a curated record